AUGCCGGCUAUACCACCUAUAGCGCUCUGUCUUACCCUAAUUGCUAUAUUUCUUCGUCUGCUGGCUUCACCGUUCCAUUCAAAUAAUGUCUUUGUUGAACCGUCACUUCACGAUGUCCUUUUACCCAAAGACUCCCAUAUUUCGUCUGCAGGAAUUCUACUCUUAACAGCACACCCGGACGACGAGUGCUUCUUCUUUGGACCUACUCUCACCGCUCUGUUGUCCCAAGAAAAUCAGCCCGGAAUAAACGACGAUCCAUUUUCUGUAGCACCACGAGUAUACUCGCUUUGCCUAUCUGUAGGAGAUGCUGAUGGCCUUGGGGAGCUGAGGAGAAACGAGUUCGAGAAGAGUUGGGAUGUAAUGGGUGUUCCAAGAGACAGGAGAUGGCUUUUAGAUCAUGACGAGCUCAAGGAUAACAUCACGGCCAAAUGGAGCCCAACUUUAAUUGCAGACGUCGUACGGCCAUAUAUCGUGGAGAAUAAAAUAUCCACCAUCCUCACCUUCGAUCGGAAGGGUAUCUCAUCUCAUCCGAACCAUUACUCCCUUUUCUACGGCGUCUCCCAUCUCCUUUCGUCCUUCCCCGUCAAUCCAGAAACACCAAGUAGUCUGACAUACCCUCGCCCACGGGCGUACUCCUUGAUAACUCUACCCACCGUCACGAAGUACACCUCCGUCAGCGCUCCACUUUUGGCGAAGCUGGACCUGUACUUCUACCGUUUCUUGGAGCGAUUUAACCUUCAACCCAAGCCAAGUGGUCCUAGAGGCGCCACGGCCACCGCAACUAAGAUGCCCGUCUUUGUCGCGGGUGGGUCGGACUAUACGAGGACGGCGAAAGCGAUACUGCAGCAUGAGAGUCAAUUGGUCUGGUUUAGAUGGUUGUACAUGGCAUUUUCGAGGUAUAUGUGGGUUAAUGAGUGGGUCGAGAUACCGGCAGGGAUCAAAAUGAAGUAGCCGCCCCACCCAGUCAAAUGGGAUUGUGGUCAUAGAAGUUUGUGUACCCGAUGUACAAAAG
Molecule: messenger RNA, 1012 nt
Organism: Stereum hirsutum FP-91666 SS1
Lineage: Eukaryota; Fungi; Basidiomycota; Agaricomycetes; Russulales; Stereaceae
Product: LmbE-like protein
Exons: 3
Coding region: 1-951 (316 amino acids)
Biological process (GO): GPI anchor biosynthetic process
Cellular component (GO): endoplasmic reticulum
Molecular function (GO): N-acetylglucosaminylphosphatidylinositol deacetylase activity
Source: RefSeq, a predicted model, not a curated record